Mya arenaria is the source of this 1913-nucleotide messenger RNA. RefSeq lists its product as uncharacterized. NCBI's taxonomy places the organism in Eukaryota, Metazoa, Mollusca, Bivalvia, Myida, Myidae. The record is from RefSeq and is a predicted model, not a curated record. The transcript is spliced from 8 exons. Bases 108 to 1898 code for a protein of 596 amino acids.
CCGGUAUAUCCCAGCUAUUAGAAGCGUGGAGGCCUGCUUGCUUAAACAUCGUGAAAAGUGCAAACGGUUGAACCGGAUAAAGUUAAAGCGUAGAAGUUUUAACAAGAAUGAUUUGGCUACGUAUAUGGGCUGUUGCUAUGAUGGUGAAGCCCACAACAUGUGUGGUAGACAGGGUGGGGAGACUGGAGCGUCAGAUAAGACUACUGGUGAAAUCUUUGCAGUCCUACGUUGAUGUGAGAAUUGACACAAUAGAAGGAGAAUUUGGUUCAUUAACUGAUAGAGUUUUAAAGCUUGAAUCACUUGUUAAUACGCCAGAUAACGAUAGUGUGGAUAUUGACAGUAACGGUCCAAGGACUUGGCAUACUAAAGGAAUAUCAUAUACAAAAUCUGAACUGAACGACAUAAAAAGUACGCUCACAAUGUAUGAGCAUUCGUUUUCAAAACAGAAAAAGGAAAUGAUUGAUGUAAAUUAUGUUGUAAAGGACACUUUGGCUGUUUUCCUUUCGAACGCUUCCUCAGCUGUUAAUAGCUUGGUCAACACUGUUAGUGACCAUGUGCAACACAGCACUGACAAUAUAUCGGCUACUUUGGAAAAGGUAAACAAUACAUUAGUUGAAAGUGGGCGGUUGUUGCGCUCUGAUAUUUUAACAUAUUUGAGCAAUAUUAGCUCCGAAGGUAAAAUUGACAUGAUCAUGCGUUUUGAAGAAGAAAAACAAGAACACAAUAACACAUUGUUUACUUUAAAUUCUCGUGUUCUACAUCAUAUCGCUAAUGAAACAGAAAGUCUUGAAAUAUUUAAAACAAAUUUACUUAAAGACGUAUAUGCAACACGGGAAAAUGUCCAAAACGAAACAAUUGAGAUGGAAAAGAAGGUUGAUGACUUAAUAGGCAAAGCAAAUGACGUUGUUGGAAACAUUGAUGAGCAGAGAUCUACAAUAGAAGACGGUAUUAUGGUCACCAUCAGGGCGCUUCAUAGUUUCUGGAGUGACUGGUCUGCAUGGUCCGACUGUUCUCAGUCAUGUGACACGGGAAGCAGAAGUAGAAAUAGGAAAUGUGAUGUAAAUCCGCCUUUAAAUGAUAGCAUCUGCAUUGGAAAUGAAACAGCUACAGAAGAAUGCGUCAUUCACGAGUAUUGUCCAUUUGACGGCAGCUGGUCACUGUGGGGUUCCUGGGGUCAGUGUGACGUCACAUGCGGUAACGGAACGAUGACACGUGAUAGGACAUGUGACAGCAGAGCGCUAGACCAUGACGGAGACGAAUGCCAGGGAGACAAAGAGCAGACGACCUCAUGCGUGGUGAAUCAAUGUCCAGUUGACGGAGGUUGGAGCGAAUGGUCAUUAUGGGGCUCCUGUAGCUCUACCUGUGGAAUAGGAAUGGAACGACGAGAACGUACCUGUGACAACUCUUUGCCAUCCAAGGACGUCAACCACUGCUUCGGGGAUAGUGGUGACAACCGGCUAUGUAUCGACAUUCAGUGUCCAGUGGGUUGGACCUCGUGGUCCGAUUGGAGUUCUUGUAGCGUUACAUGUGGAAUAGGUCAAAGGCAGAAGUCAAGGUCGUGUCAGAACCCGUCAGCUUCUAUCAUUAACAAUAAGUGCCCUGGGAACGUUGAAGAAAUCCAGAUAUGUUCGUCUUCAUCAUGUACCGUGGGUUGGACCUCUUGGUCGGCUUGGAGUUCAUGUAGCGUUACCUGUGGAACAGGUCUACAGAAGAGGUCAAGGUCAUGUCAGAAUCCGAUGACUUCCCUGAUUAAUGACAGCUGUUCUGGUGACCCAACACAGUUUCAAACAUGCGCAGACAUAACAUGUGUGUAUUUCCGAUUCAUAACAUGUAUCUAUUUAAUACCAUUUACAUUGUUAUUGCUAUUUAUAAUUGACUUCAAUUCUUCUUUUAGUUAGGCAUGACUGAAAAUA